AUGAUUAACCUGACAACACAGGUAAAUGAAAAUAAUUUUAUGUCGCUUAUACCUGCUCUAAAAGAUUAUUUCACUGCAAAAGCAGACUGUUUUAAGGCUGGCAGGCUGGUAUCCUACCUAGAAAAUUGGAAGGAAAUAACUUCAGACUCUGAAAUAUUGUCAAUGGUCARAGGCCAGCAUAUUGAAUUUAAUUCAAUGCCCACCCAGGGAAAAACCCCGGGACAGUCUGUGAAAAAUUCAGAGGUCAAAAUCAUAGACCUUGAAAUAUGUAAACUCAUAAAAAAGGGUGUUAUAUUACCCACGGGGCAUGAGAAGGGACAAUAUCUGUCACCUAUAUUCACCAGGCCGAAAAAAGAUGGCUCUCACAGGUUAAUCCUAAACCUGAAGCGGCUCAACAUGCAUGUUGAGUACAAGCAUUUUAAAAUGGACACCCUCAAAUCAGCCAUAAGUAUGAUGAGACCGAAUUGUUAUAUGGCUUCGGUGGACUUAAAAGAUGCAUACUACUCAGUUAGUAUAGCAGAAAGUGACCAAAAAUACCUAAAGUUCAUAUGGUCAGGGAAUCUUUAUAAGUUUACAUGYUUCCCAAAUGGUCUUGCAUUUUGUCCAAGAAAGUUUACAAAAUUACUGAAGCCGGUUUAUGCCACCUUAAGACAGUCUGGUCAUUUGUCAUCAUCUUACAUAGAUGAUUCGUACCUCCAAGGUGAGGACUUUGAGGACUGUAUUCGAAAUGUUCUUGCCACAAUAAAAUUGUUUGACUCAUUAGGGUUUAUAAUUCACCCAGAAAAGUCAACACUUGUACCCUCACAGAGAAUCACUUACCUGGGUUUCGUCCUUGAUUCUUUAGAAAUGAAAGUUUACCUCACUCAGGAAAAAUCAAACAAACUCAAGGAUGCAUGCAAAAAUAUACUAGCUAGCAGCAAUCCUUCUAUAAGAGAAGUGUCCUCACUCCUAGGAC
This is a messenger RNA of Actinia tenebrosa (Australian red waratah sea anemone), 955 nucleotides long. RefSeq lists its product as uncharacterized. The record is from RefSeq and is a predicted model, not a curated record. Gene Ontology annotation, molecular function: DNA binding. Gene Ontology annotation, biological process: DNA recombination; DNA integration. NCBI's taxonomy places the organism in Eukaryota, Metazoa, Cnidaria, Anthozoa, Actiniaria, Actiniidae.